This is a messenger RNA of Arabidopsis thaliana (thale cress), 608 nucleotides long. It is a transcript of the gene CLE4, whose product is annotated as CLAVATA3/ESR-RELATED 4. The record is from RefSeq and is marked reviewed. Bases 83 to 325 code for a protein of 80 amino acids. NCBI's taxonomy places the organism in Eukaryota, Viridiplantae, Streptophyta, Magnoliopsida, Brassicales, Brassicaceae. The transcript has a single exon. Gene Ontology annotation, cellular component: extracellular region.
AAGAUAUCACAUUUAAUUCUGAACCUCCAAAGACUAGCUUGAAGAGGGAUUAGUAGGCAAUAUUAAUAACAAUUAACUGAAUAUGGCAAGUUUCAAGUUAUGGGUUUGCCUUAUAUUGCUUCUACUCGAGUUCUCGGUGCAUCAAUGCCGACCACUGGUUGCGGAAGAGAGCCCUUCAGAUUCAGGUAACAUAAGAAAGAUUAUGAGGGAACUUCUCAAAAGAUCAGAAGAGCUGAAGGUAAGAUCGAAAGACGGCCAAACGGUUCUAGGCACCCUUGAUUCAAAGCGGCUCAGCCCUGGUGGGCCGGACCCUAGACAUCACUAAAAUGAUGAGUAGUUUUAUAACCUUUUGGUGAGGUAUUCAAACUUGUAAUAUCAGCUGAGGGCAUUGCAUAAGCGUUAUUGGUGUAACUCUAAGGCUACCAUCUUGUUAACAUUGAGGUGAAAUUAAAUCUUGAAGUAUGUUCAUCUAAGGUGAAGCGUACUAGAUAAUGUGCUUGUUUGUAUUAAGUUUUCUUUUGUGCUUCCCAAAAUUAUGAGGAAUUGUCAUUUAUCUUCUUUUUUAAUAUUAAUUGUACCGGAUGGGUACGGUUACAUUACCACCAUAA